AUGGACAUUGUUAGUAGGUUGCCUCUCACACCCAUUAAGAAGGAUUCUGUCUGGGUCAUUGUGGAUCGAUUGACCAAGUCUGUUCACUUUAUCCUGGUUAGGACAGAUUUUUCUCUUCAUAAAUUGGCUAAGCUCUACAUAUCGAAAAUUAUACUGGAAGAUAUGUUAAGGAACUGUGUGAUUGAUUUCCGAGGCAAUUGGGAGGAGUACUUGCCAUUGGCAGAGUUCGCCUAUAAUAAUAGCUUCCAGUCUAACAUUCAGAUGGCACCUUACGAGGCACUGGAUCGACUGAAGGUAGCUUAUGACAAGAAGAAGUCUUAUACUGAUCUGAAGAGACGUGAGAUCAAGUAUUCUGUGGGGGACUUUGUGUUUCUGAAAUUGGAGCUACCCCGAGAGUUGGACUGCAUUCACAUUGUGUUCCACAUCUCGAUGUUGAGGCGCUAUUGCUCUGAUCCAAUGCACAUUGUCCCGGUAGAGGAGAUUGAGGUUCAGCCAGAUCUGACCUUUGAGGAGGAACCGGUUUAG
Gossypium arboreum is the source of this 525-nucleotide messenger RNA. RefSeq lists its product as uncharacterized. Lineage: Eukaryota; Viridiplantae; Streptophyta; Magnoliopsida; Malvales; Malvaceae. The record is from RefSeq and is a predicted model, not a curated record. The coding region runs from base 1 to 525 and encodes 174 amino acids. Gene Ontology annotation, molecular function: nucleic acid binding. The transcript is spliced from 4 exons.